Molecule: messenger RNA, 3203 nt
Organism: Dendroctonus ponderosae (mountain pine beetle)
Lineage: Eukaryota; Metazoa; Arthropoda; Insecta; Coleoptera; Curculionidae
Product: neural cell adhesion molecule 2
Exons: 18
Coding region: 498-3122 (874 amino acids)
Molecular function (GO): protein binding
Source: RefSeq, a predicted model, not a curated record
GGACCCUGCAAGUCCUGCUGAAGAAUCGCGCGGAAGACAAGCGCGAAUGCCGGGGCUCCGGUUGCGGCGCAAUGGAAAUCAUCGGCAAAGUGGGAAAAGCAGUACGCUGCCGACCGUGAUCGGACGCGUUUACGGAAUCAACGAUCAACUUUACGUCAUGAAAGUCCCGCGAGGGACAACUUUACGCGUGCAUGCAUGAAAAGUCGAGGAAAACUUUUCGGAAAUCCCCCUGAGCCACAAUUAGCGCCGGAAAAGUUGCCGAGACCGCUCCAGCAAUCUCUUCCAUUAUCCAGAAAAAAACGCGCAAGAAAUUAACUUUCUACCUCCAUCGUCAGUGUUGCGUAGACGAACAAUUAAAGAAACUUUAGAUAAACAAAAACAUAAAUAAAAAGGGGAAAAACACUCGAGAAGUGGUGUUACUAGUGUGGGUGGAUGUGAGUGAUAGUUGGGCACCGACAAUGGAUCUAAGGGAUUAAACAGGUUAUUGGUGGCUGAAAAUGGUGCUCAUUAUGUGGUGGCUCAAAACAAUAUUGCUGCUAUUCACACCAUCAACUUAUUGCAUGUACAAUGGGUUUCAGAGCAUUGAAGAUGGCGGCAUCCAUAGCAAUGAGCUGGAUAGACCAAUUCCAACGGAGGAAGCCCAUGGUGUACUGGGAAAGAGCAAAGGACUGCCAUGUAGCAUUACAACCAAGAAGCACAACGAUUCUGUUGCUAUGGUCUUGUGGUUCAAAGAGAGCAUAGGAGAACCUUUGUACAGGAGCCCCAGCUUUCUUCAGCAUACCAACUUUCGUAGAUUAAGCGAGGGCAUUUUCAGUUUUGAUGUGCGAAGCAGAACCUUUAAUAACGCCAAACUGUGGUCUUCGCCAACCGUCUUCGGUAACCGAGCAUACUUCCGACCUUCCACCAAUCCAGCCACUCUUGUGAUCGACAACAUCCAACAAUCCGACGAAGGAAUUUACCGAUGUAGAGUCGAUUUCAAAAACUCCCCGACCAGAAAUAGCAAAGUGAACUUUACUGUGAUUGUUCCGCCGGAGAAAAUCCAUAUUUUCGACGACAAACGGAUAGAUAAAUCGGUACUUUUAGGGCCGUACAAUGAGGGUUCUGAUGUCAGCCUUCUAUGCGAAGUCCGUGGAGGUCGGCCCCGACCUCGUGUCAUCUGGUUUCUGGAAAAUAAUGUAAUCGACGAGACGUUUGCGAACCGUUCUGAAGAAGUGGUCAUCAAUCACAUGGUAUUCCCCAACGUGGGUCGCCAACAUUUGCAUGCAAGACUGAUCUGCCAAGCAUCCAACAACAACAUCGUGCCGCCGGAGACGAAGGCCGUGGUUCUGGACAUUAAUUUGAAGCCUCAAAGUGUGAGCAUCCUAACCAAGGAAAAACACGUCUCAGCAGAGAAGCGAUACGAAGUGGAGUGCCGGACUUCUGGAUCCAGGCCGGAUGCCGUUAUUACUUGGUGGAAAGGAAGCAGGCCCGUCAAACGACUGGCAAAAAACUUUGCUGAACAGAACAACCAAAGCUUGAGCAUUUUAAACUUUGUGCCUGUCAUCGAUGAUGAUGGAAAAUAUUUAACGUGUCGAGCAGAGAAUCCCACCAUACCAGACAGCGCUUUGGAGGACAAAUGGAGACUAAAUGUUCAUUAUGUUCCCGUCGUAACAUUAAAAAUGGGAUCGACCCUCAACCCCGAAGACAUCAAAGAGGGCGACGAUGUUUACUUUGAAUGCAACAUUAGAGCCAAUCCCAAGGCGUACAAACUUUCCUGGUUCCACAAUAACGUGGAAAUAUAUCAAAACAUGACUGCUGGUGUGAUUCUGAGCGACCAAAGUUUGGUGCUUCAAAACGUUGUGCGAGCCACUGGUGGUGAAUAUACGUGCAUUGCAACCAAUACUGAAGGAAAAGGCUCAAGUAAUCCAGUGAAUCUCUCAGUAAAAUACGCGCCCGUGUGCAUCCAGGAACGUGAGGAAGUGUAUGGAGCACUCAAGCAGGAGACCGUGACGUUACGAUGUCGAGUGGAUGCGAAUCCGCCAGUAGCGGCAUUUCAUUGGACAUUUAAUAACAGCGGGGAUCAGACGGACGUGUCCAGCGAAAAGUACACGAACGAGGUGACAUCGUCUCGAUUGAACUACACACCCAACAACGACCUGGACUAUGGUACUCUCCUUUGCUAUGGGGAAAAUGAAAUUGGAAAGCAGAAGGAACCAUGUGUAUUUCAAGUAGUUAUUGCCGGCCGUCCAUCUCAUCUGCAAAACUGCACGCUGCUAAACCAAACCACCAACUCUUUGCAAGUGGAAUGCGUUGAGGGCUAUGACGGAGGGUUAACCCAAAGCUUUGAAAUGGAAAUUUUGGAAUUGCCCGGGCUCAAAUCGCGAUUAAACAUCACAACCUAUAAGGCACCCAUCUUUGUAGCUGAUGGGCUGGACCCGGGAACUAGUUACCGCAUCAUGUUGUAUGCCGUAAACAAAAAGGGCCGAAGCGAUGCGACAGUGAUCGAUCCCGUAACUUUCAAAGGAGUGGCCAAAUUACAAGGUUCGACUGCCAGUAUGCCAAUCAACCCCCUGAUAAUGGGCCUUUUAGGAACAGCAGCAAUUUUGGCAACCGGAGUAUGUCUAGUGUUGGUAGCACUAUGUAGAAAACACUACGCCAGGCCAUGCCACAGGCCGGAUAGCAACAGUACAAAGCAUGUUCCUAUGGAAGCCGUUAUCAAUGCAGAUGACCUGAUUGUCGAUGGUUCCAUAACUGGAAUGCGAACCUCCAGCGGUUCCAUUGAGCACACCAUAACAGCUGAAGCGGUUCGGAAUGGAAACUCCAUAGAAGCCACGGAUCCGGAUAUAAUCCGAAAUCAGUAUGAAAGAAGACCGAUUCACGGGUUUAUGAAAGUAUACGAGUACGAACCACCUGGUUGCCGCGAAGAAGACGACCAAGACGAUGAGGGCGAAGGAUACGCCUUUAAACACGUUGCCAAAGAAUUACAUGCCCCGAAUCAAACAAUAUAUCGAAGUCUCCAGAGGCCUAACCGGACAAACCCCCACAAUCCGACGUUGAUUACGGGGUCCCAAACGCUCACCCAUAAAUAUCGGGGGCCCGAAGUGGUCACCACAUCCAAUCGGAUACAGGAGAGUUGCAUAUAAGAUCCUUAUAAUGUCAUUGUUUUUAUCAUUGUAAUAUAUUAAUGUAUUUAAAAUAAAAAUAUUAAAAGACUUUAUUUCUAA